UUAGUCAUAUUCUAUUCUUAUAUUGUAUGUGCAAAUACACUUGUUUACUUCAUAAGAACGCCGAGUCUGAAAUUCAGCCAACUAAAAUUUCCUUAGCAUUCAGCUCUUCACUUCGAGUGAAUAGAUUUGUCGAUCAGAGUGGCUAAAAGGGUGAGCCCUUUGAGUUUGAAGACCUUCAAAGUCCAAGGUUGCACAAAUUUCUCUGUUCAAGUAUACAUCAGAGAAAGAAUGCAACUUUGGUUGCCUAAUUUACAAUUUUAGGAGUUUUAACAUAGACAACGAAAUUGAAGAAACGCAAUUAGUUCAUUAUGGAGCCUUUGUGGAAACUUCUAUAUCUGCUGGAACCUGCACCUGUCACUCUUAUUCUGACUGCGGUGGCUGUUACAUUUGGAUCUGCUUUCCGGGCCCUAAAUUAUGGAAAGGAAAUGGAGAGAAACCAUGACUUUUCAGAAGCAUCCAUUACCUUAGACAGAUCCCAAGCGUUAAUGAUCCCAGUUAUGAGUUCUUGCAGUUUGCUUUUGAUGUUCUACCUGUUUUCUUCCAUGUCUCAACUUCUUACUGCAUUCACAACUGUUGCUUCUGUUUCAUCCCUCUUCUUCUGUUUAGCUCCCUACAUGGCCUACUUAAAGUCCCAGUUUGGAUUGGCUGAUCCUUAUGUAUCGAGGUGUUGUUCCAAGUCAUUUACACGAAUUCAAGGGUUAUUAUUGUUGGUAUGUUCUGGUUUAGUUGCAGCUUGGCUUGUUUCUGGGCAUUGGAUUUUGAACAAUUUGUUAGGAAUUUCAAUAUGUGUUGCGUUUGUCAGCCAUGUUCGUCUCCCUAAUGUUAAAGUAUGUGCAAUGCUUCUCGUUUGUCUCUUUGUAUAUGAUAUAUUCUGGGUCUUCUUCUCUGAGAGAUUCUUCGGGGCAAAUGUAAUGGUAUCUGUAGCAACUCAGCAAGCAUCAAAUCCUGUUCACACAGUUGCUAAUAGUCUGAGUCUUCCUGGUUUGCAAUUGAUAACUAAGAAGCUCGAGUUACCCGUCAAGAUAGUCUUUCCCAGGAACUUACUUGGUGGAGUCAUUCCAGGAAAACAUGCCACUGAUUUCAUGAUGCUUGGUCUUGGUGAUAUGGCAAUUCCUGCCAUGUUUCUAGCUCUAGUUCUUUGUUUCGACCAUCGGAAAAGUAGGGAUACAGUCAAUCUCUUAGAUAUCCACACAAGGGGCGGCCACAAGUAUAUUUGGUAUGCCCUACCUGGGUAUGCCAUUGGGCUGGUGACUGCUCUAGCUGCCGGCGUCUUGACUCACUCACCGCAACCUGCUUUAUUGUAUCUGGUACCUUCUACAUUAGGACCUGUUAUAGCCAUCUCUUGGAUGAGGAAGGAUUUUUUGGAGUUAUGGGAAGGUCCCUCGCCGAACCACAAUGAUAAAGUGCGCCAAGUAGAAGUAGUUUGAUGAUGAAGAGAAUUGUAAAGUCGUUUGCUGUAUCAAAUGCUAUCAUCCUUUGGAAACAUUUGUCAUUUGUAUGAAAAUUGCACGCCUUACUAAAAUUCUAUUUAAAUGCCCAAACCCACUUGUGAAAAGAAAAUAGAUUAUAUCACUUCUUGCAUUUUAUUUUAA
Molecule: messenger RNA, 1592 nt
Organism: Cucurbita maxima (winter squash)
Lineage: Eukaryota; Viridiplantae; Streptophyta; Magnoliopsida; Cucurbitales; Cucurbitaceae
Product: signal peptide peptidase-like 1
Exons: 4
Coding region: 309-1427 (372 amino acids)
Biological process (GO): membrane protein proteolysis
Cellular component (GO): cytoplasmic side of endoplasmic reticulum membrane; lumenal side of endoplasmic reticulum membrane; Golgi-associated vesicle membrane
Molecular function (GO): aspartic endopeptidase activity, intramembrane cleaving
Source: RefSeq, a predicted model, not a curated record